Molecule: messenger RNA, 1866 nt
Organism: Aspergillus fischeri NRRL 181
Lineage: Eukaryota; Fungi; Ascomycota; Eurotiomycetes; Eurotiales; Aspergillaceae
Product: putative MFS transporter
Exons: 11
Coding region: 1-1866 (621 amino acids)
Biological process (GO): transmembrane transport
Cellular component (GO): membrane
Molecular function (GO): myo-inositol:proton symporter activity
Source: RefSeq, a predicted model, not a curated record
AUGCUAACCACCACCACCCCCGUAUCUAGCAAUCCCAAUCCGUUGAGGGAGCGGACACCCGGCGAGCUUAAAGAAGACGUCCGCAGAUUCCACCGCGACCACAAACUUGGGCCGGUGGUCGAACUCGAGGUACUUAUUAAGGGGGCGCUCAUAGCACAGGACGCGACCAAUAUAGAGAUCGGUGACCUGACCGCCCCGGAAAAGCUCGCCAUACAAUCCGAGGCGCAGUCGGGAUUCUUUCAGCAGACGAAGGAGCUGAAGGUAACCAUCCUCACGACUGCAUGCGCAGCUAUCAUCCAAGGGUGGCAACAGUCAACCAUCAAUGCCGGUUCGCGUGGCUGGCAGUGCCAGCUACUUCUCAAAUCGGGGAAACCAGAUGCCACUGUCUCCCUAUAUGAAAUGUAUAUUACUUGCUUGAUUGACGCAGCGCCAUGGAUAUCAGGAAGUAUUAUCGGAACAUGGCUCAGUGAUCCCCUACAGGAGUCCAGAUUUGGCCGCCGGCCUGCACUUUUUAUAUCGGCGUUAUUCUGUGCCGCAUCUGUACUUGGGACCGCACGAUGUACUAAUUGGGGGGAAAUCCUAGCGUGUCGCCUAAUACUUGGAAUUGGGAUUGGCGCAAAAGCUUCUAUUGCUCCUGUGUUCGCAGCGGAAGCAGCAGCCGAUCACCUGCGAGGCCGGCUGCUGAUGAUGUGGCAACUAUUCGACACGUUUGGGAUUGCUGUGGGGUUCGCAUGCCACUGGAUUGUUGGACGCAGCUGGAGAGGGCUUUUAGGGAGUGCCGCAGUCCCGGCCCUGAUCCUCCUCGUCCUGGUCUUUCUGUGCCCCGAGUCCCCACGCUUUCUAAUUCGAAAGGGCGCCUACGCAGACGCAUUUAUCAGUCUCCGUCAACUGCGAGGGUCUGACAUUCAAGCGGCCAAAGACUUAUAUUACAUCCAUAGCCAACUGCAAAUAGAAGCCGAGUUGUUCGAGGGUAAACGGCCAGAGAAAUGGUGGAGAACAGAUUUGUACCAGCAGAAGGUCAAGACCCAGACCUUCUUCCAGAGAGUAGGGGCUCUUUUGACGGUCCCACGCAACCGCCGAGCCUGUGUCGCGGCGUUCCUGGUGAUGGCGUCCCAGCAGCUUUGUGGCAUCAAUGUCCUUUCCUUUUAUUCCUCGGACCUGUUUCGCUAUGUAGCCUCCAGCCCCGGUGACGGUAAUUCACACUCACACAGAGCCCCGGAUGUGGCCGAUAUUGUUAACUGUCAAGAUCCAAUGGACGACAAUGUUGCUUGGCUCAACUUCGGAUUCGGGCUGGCCAAUUUUCUAUUUACAAUCCCAGCCUACAGAUUUAUCGAUUGGAGGGGCCGUCGGGUUCUUUUGUUAAUCUCUCUCGGCGGAAUGUUCUUCACCCUUCUGGCGAUCAGUGGCUUUUUCCGUAUCAUUAGGCCCCAGGAGGCUCAGAAGGGCCUGGUUGCUGGUUUUACGGUUGUUAUCUUCACUUUCUUCUACGGGAUUGGUGCUGGACCUGUCCCGUUCACUUUCAGCGCCGAAGUGUUUCCCCUGACUUACCGAGAGGUUGGUAUGAGCUUCAGUGUCAUGGUGAACUUCCUUGGCCUGAGUCUCUUGAUCCUCUUCGUGCCGCGGUUGACGACUAUUUUUUCCCCGAACGACCCCAGUGUUCGAAAAGCCCGUCUCUUUGGCCAGUCAAACCUGCUGUUUCUUUUCAGCGGCCUCAAUGCACUGGCCUUUGUCCUUGUGUUUUUCCUGGUCCCAAGUGGCACAGCGCAAAUUAGCCUGGAAGAGAUGAAUUCUAUUUUGACAGCACCUAUUAGGAACUUUGUAAUAAAAUAUGCAGCUUAUUAUAGGUACUGUCUAAUAUUCAUGUGA